GUUGUUCCUGCCCCUUUCUCAGCGAUCUCAGCAGGGGACACCAGAGAAGCCCCUUUAGACGGCUCGGAGAAGGAUCAAUACAGCGGCUGCUUCCCCUCCCCCACAGGAAAUCGUCCGGCUGAGGGAAAUGGAGGACUUCGUGUGGAUUGGCCCAUCCCCCGGCUCAGUGAUCACCCUAAUCUCAAUGUGGUUGGUGGAGGGCUGAGAUGAUCGAAAAGCUAGUCCAAUCAGCACUGUAGAGAUACAAUGUAGUGGAAUUCUAUUGGGCGGUGGCCAGGAAGCUGAGACCAAUGGGAAACGACGCGAUUUGGCGCCUGCUUUGACUGUGGCGGAGAAGGGAGCAGUCGCCGCUGCUGCAGCCAUCCCGCCACUGUUCCCACCUCCCUGUAGCGCGGCGGGAGCGGCCCGGUCUCGGCCAUGUUCCUCUCCGACUUCCGCAAGGAGUUCUACGAGCGUGUUCUUCUUCUUGUUGCUUCAGAUGUAGAUGCAUUAUGUGCUUGUAAAAUACUCCAAGCUUUGUUUCAAUGUGAUCAUGUACAAUAUACACUAGUCCCGGUAUCUGGAUGGCAAGAACUUGAAACGGCAUUUCUUGAACAUAAAGAUCAGUUCCAAUAUUUUGUUCUUAUAAACUGUGGUGCCAACGUUGACCUCCUGGAGAUCCUGCAGCCUGAGGAAGAUACAUUUUUCUUUAUCUGUGACACUCACAGGCCUAUCAAUGUAGUGAAUGUUUACAAUGAGACGCAGAUUAAGCUGUUGGUUAAGCAGGAUGAUGACCUUGAAAUUCCUGCCUAUGAUGAUAUCUUCAGAGAUGAAGAGGAGGAUGAAGAUGACUCUGGGAAUGAAAGUGAUGGAUCAGAGCCUUCAGGGAAGCGCAAACGAUUUGAAGAGGAUAUUAUGGAGAGAACAAUGAAAAGAAGACAGAGGAGAGAGUGGGAGGCACGUAGACGAGAAAUUCUCUUUGAUUAUGAGCAAUAUGAAUACCAUGGAACCUCGUCUGCCAUGGUGAUGUUUGACUUGGCAUGGAUAAUGUCUAAAGACUUGAAUGACAUGUUGUGGUGGGCUAUUGUUGGGCUUACAGACCAGUGGGUUCAAGAUAAAAUCACACAAAUGAAGUAUGUGACUGAUAUUGGAACUUUACAGCGUCAUGUGUCCCGGCAUAACCACCGCAAUGAAGAUGAAGAGAACUCCCUUUCUAUUGAUUGCAUGAGAAUAGCAUUUGAGUAUGAUCUGCGCCUGGCUCUUUAUCAACAUUGGUCCCUAUUUGAAAGCCUUUGUAACACUUGUUACACUUCUGCCAGUCUCAAACUUUGGUCUGUACAAGGGCAGAAGAGGCUUCAGGAGUUUUUUGCUGACAUGGGUUUGCCUUUGAAGCAGGUGAAGCAAAAGUUUAAUUCCAUGGACGUUUCCUUAAAGGAGAACCUGCAGGAAAUGAUUGAAGAAUCUGCCAGCAAAUUUGGAAUGAAAAACUUAAGAGUACAGACCUUCAGCAUUCACUUUGGUUUUAAGAACAAGUUCUUAGCAAGUGACAUCGUCUAUGCAACAGCUUCUCUAAUGGAGAAUAUAGAGAAAGAUGAACCUGGAACAGAUAAUUUUAUCAAGGCUUUGGACAGUCUUUCCAGGAGUAACCUGGACAAACUGCAUCAAGGGCUGGAACUAGCUAAAAAACAACUUCGUGCCAUUCAGCAGACUGUAGCCAGCUGUAUUUGCACCAAUCUUGUAAUCUCUCAGGGGCCUUUUCUCUAUUGCUAUCUAAUGGAGGGCACUCCAGAUGUGAAACUGUUCUCCAAACCAGUGUCUCUGUGCCUGCUCAGUAAAUAUUUACUCAAGUCUUUUGUUUGCUCUACAAAAAACAAGCGCUGUAAGCUGCUGCCACUGAUAGUAGCAGCGCCGAUGGAUGUUGAACAGGGUACAGUGAUCAUGGUGGGAAUUCCUCCAGAGACAGAAAGCUCCGACAAAAAGAACUUUUUUGGGAGAGCAUUUGAAAAAGCUGCGGAAAGCACAAAUUCUAGGACUUUACAUAACCACUUUGACAUGUCUAUAAUUGAACUGAAAAUGGAAGAUCGGAGCAAAUUUCUGGAUGCACUUAUUUCUCUCUUGUCCUAAUGGCAGACAGAAGGACGUCGCCCUUGGUAUUUGGGUGCUGAGCACUCUUUGUAAAGACCAUAGCCUCCUGAUCUUGGAACAAUUUGACCCCACUGGUCCAGGUUGUCAUAUGAGUAGGAGCAGAAAGACUACCUGUAAACUGCAUUUCUAUGACCAAGCAUUUGACAAUCUGGAACUCUCCUAUGCCUUUCUGUAUUGAUACAGAUAAUAAGUUUAGGCUUUUCUAAAAAUUCACACUCUACUGAACUGUUAUUGUUCAAUUGACCUUUUUUCCUAAGUGCCUUUUUGAAAGCUAAGGAAGAAUUCAUCUGAAUAAAAUGUAUAUAGAGGGAGUUCAGUUUUGUGGGGAGAAAAAAUCUUUCAUCCAGGAAUUGGUCGCUCCCUAGCAAGUUUGAGUAGCAAAGGAAAAUCUGUUGGUCCAGACUGUUAAAUGCUUUGUUGCAGAAACCUGAUUUGCAGGUGUUGGAAAAACUCCUUUUGAGUUUCUAGUAUAUACCUCUCCGAAAUCAACUCUUAAUACAUGUCACCAGGAAUAGCUCUGUAUAGUUUUAAUUUCUAAAAAUCGCUGUUCUGUGAGGCAUGGAUUUAAUAUUGUAGGUCUCUUAAAAUCUAAAUACUGAUCAACCACAAGUACUGAAAGAGAACCUGUACAAGCAGUAUAGAACAAUUGUUCUUUGAAAGCAUUCCUGUUAAUAGCAUCUCCGAACAGGCUGUAUCAGCACCAUGUCCUUAGCCAGUCACUUUGAUACUGCAGUGUCACUUUUAAAGUGGCUUUUGGAGUGGCACUUCCAGUGGGUGUGCUAUUAUGCAUGGACUAUAGUAUUUUAGAUAUGUACAAGUUAGAUCAAACCCAUUCCCCUGUCAGGGGAAGGCUUCAGUUCUCAUAUAGAACUGAUGCUGCACUUGAUCUUAGUCACACAAAAUGGUUGUCAAACCAACUAAACUCCCCCUUUGCAGUCCUCAACAGUGUAUUGUUACUUUAAUUUCUAAGCAGCGAAUGAAUUGUGAAGAUAUGAACAGUGUCUCAUGAUGUCCCAUAUAUUCAGAUAAUCUGAUACAGUCCUGAAUAAAAACUCCAAACUCUUGUAUUACAAAAGUACCACUUUAUUAGAUGUAUUCUGUGUGUUUCCAUGUUGUGUUUAGAUUAUUGUACGUUUUAAGAAAGGGUGAGUUUUUUUCCCCCCUGGAUUCCUUACACAUGUGAUUUUAUUUGUCUUUGUGUAUUAUGUUGACUGUGUAAAUGUUUUGUUACCUGGAUUUUAUCAUAUGUUGUAUAGAUUAAUUUUUAACUAAUGGGAUUUUAAAUGUAGCCAAUACAAAAUUUUUAUUGUAUAUUUCUACUCAAAUAAAGUAACUCUUGUUAUUUUA
Chrysemys picta bellii (western painted turtle) is the source of this 3471-nucleotide messenger RNA. NCBI's taxonomy places the organism in Eukaryota, Metazoa, Chordata, Testudines, Emydidae. The record is from RefSeq and is a predicted model, not a curated record.